UAAGAAUAAUUGAUUUAAGGAUUUAUCCUAAGGAUGAUAUUAGAAAUAAUCAGAUUUAUUUCUUAAUUAUAAACAUUUAGGAGAAUGGAUAAAUUAUGAAUAUGAUAAUUGUUAUAAGAUAGGGGUAUGGAAGUGAAUAGAUGAAAAAUAUAUAAUUAAUUUAUAUAACAUAAAUUAAAUAAAGAUAUAUUUAUUUUUAAAAUGGUAAUGAAUAUCAAAAUUAAUCAUGCUAGGGAGUCGACGCAUAUAAAAAGACAAGAGUAUAAAGAAAUGUUUAAAGAAAAGUAACAUCAACUAACCUCUAUUUGAAAUUAUUGAUAAAGGUAAUAAUUAAUGAAUUAAUCAUAGUUAUAUAAAUUCUUAGCUAGAAGAACAGAUUCCAAUUUCAAUGCAACAAUUUUAAGAAGACUUUAAUAAACUAGAACAGCUAGAUAUCCCAUUAGUGUAAGCAGACUUGUCAAAUAAAUUAAUACUGCUAAAGAUAAGACAAGAACAUUAGUUGUUGUUGGCACUGUUACAGAUGAGUAAUUAUAUACAUCAUACCUUUAGUGUACGUCUUCUUACUGUUCCUAAACUUAAUGUUUGUGCUCUUAGAUUCACUGAGACAGCCAGAAAGAGAAUUCUUGCAGCUGGUGGAAAAACAUUGACUUUUGAUUAAUUAGCACAAUAAAAUCCAACAGGUAUGAUAAUAAAUAAAUUAAUUCAAAGGCACUGGAACAAUAUUAUUGAGAGGACCAAGAGUUAGAGAAGAAUUAAAACAUUUUGGCAGAGCUGCAGGUUUACCUGGAUCUCAUGCUAAACCAUAUGUCAGUCACACUGCAAGAAGAGGAAAAGGUGCAAGAUGAUUGUUUAAAGUACAUUAAUAUAUAACAAUUAAAUAAUAU
Molecule: messenger RNA, 884 nt
Organism: Paramecium primaurelia
Lineage: Eukaryota; Ciliophora; Oligohymenophorea; Peniculida; Parameciidae
Source: the annotation of a GenBank genome assembly